Messenger RNA from Camponotus floridanus (Florida carpenter ant), 1506 nucleotides. RefSeq names its product solute carrier family 35 member F2. Gene Ontology annotation, biological process: transmembrane transport. Gene Ontology annotation, cellular component: membrane. The transcript is spliced from 9 exons. NCBI's taxonomy places the organism in Eukaryota, Metazoa, Arthropoda, Insecta, Hymenoptera, Formicidae. The record is from RefSeq and is a predicted model, not a curated record. Gene Ontology annotation, molecular function: transmembrane transporter activity. Bases 36 to 1349 code for a protein of 437 amino acids.
CAGCCGCUCGCCGGCGAGAAGCCUUCAGGGUGAAAAUGCACCAUGGCAUGGGUGGAUCGGUGGGCGAUCGUCACGGCGUUCAAAAUCCGGCGAUGCAGGCCAGGAAUGGGGUGUGCGACAAAAUCGAAAAUUACAUAUCCGAGCUAGGCCGAUGGGCAGUAUGGAGGGCGAUAAUAAUGGGCCAAUUUCUCUCGCUGGUGCUAUGCUUCAUGACGCUCGUAAAUCAUCACAUAAACACCGCCUCGUACAAGCUUUCGCUUCCAACAGGACAAAAUCUUCCACACUAUGUGAUGAUGUGCUUAGUUUAUACGACGUGGAUGUCCUGCAGAGGUGUGGGGAAUGGCCUAAUUUCCGUUAUAAGAGCCCGUGGCUGGAGAUACUUGCUGUUAGCACUGAUUGACGUUGAAGCAUGCACGCUUAUUACAUCGUCACAUCAAUUUACCAGCCUCGCUAGCAUACAGCUUCUCGACUGUGUGGCGAUACCGGUUGCCUUGGUACUCUCGUUUCUAGUAUUGGGCGUCAGAUACAGAAUGGUACACAUCGUUGGUGUGUCCGUUUGUUUGAUGGGCGUCGGAUGCCUAGUUUGGGCCGGUAUAGAUGACAAUAAUCCUACGGCUACCGGAAAGAAUCAACUCGUCGGCGAUAUGCUUUGUCUCGGAGGCGCGGUAUUAUUUUCGGUGACGACAGUCCUGCAAGAGCUGGCCGUUAAAACAGUCGAUAUUAUUGAAUACCUGGGCAUGAUCGGUUUCUUUGGCACAAUAUUGAGCUGCAUGCAAACUGCCGUGCUCGAGAAAUUUCAAAUAGAAACGUUCCAUUGGGACAACGCACCGGUAAUAACGAUCCUGAUUCUCUAUUGCAUCACGCAAUUCAUGUUCUUCUCUCUAGUGCCGGUAAUAUUGUUUGAGUCUGGUGCUACUGCAUUGCAACUGGCGCUACUCACUUCGGAUUCCUUUAAUAUAUUAGUUGGAAUGCUUAAUCAUCACUACAAGUUUCACGCAUUGUACUUUGUUUCGUAUACACUUACGAUGACCGGCAUAUACAUAUACGCGAUAAAAAGAACACCGAUAUCAUCAAAUUCCCGAAGGCAGCAUAUCGAACCGCCUAUUCCAGACUACAGACACAUGUCCCAUCCUGACGUCGGCGAGGUGGAGAUGGCCACGAGCUCCGGAAUGUCCGGAGUAAGCGGCACCCUCGAUAUCAGAGCGUCCACCCUCGGCAGCGAAAGGGAGACAAUGGACGCAACGAGCCUACCCCUAAGCGUUAGCUCCGACACGGCCUUCACCUCUUUCUAUGGCAGUCAGGCGAAUUUGAAGGCUGCGAACGGGAAGAGCGAUUCUGCCUGUAAUUAAUAAGCGGAAGGAAACAACUGCCUAGAAUAGAAUAUCGCGCGAUCCCUUCGAUCAAAAUGCAACAUUUCUCAAUAUGGGGCUCUUAAAGAGAUUUAAAAAAGUGUUUAUAUAUCGACACGAUAAUUAUACAAACUAGCACACAAUAUAAAAACUCUUC